CCAAAAUUGUUUUAAUGAACUCGAGAGAGGCCGUCCCUCCGGCCGCUGUCCUCGGUAACCAAGGGACUGCGGUUGUUAUGUGGGAAUGUUGUACAGUACAACAAAGAGCUGGACCUAAGCAAUCAAUGCGAGCAAGCUAGCUGCCUCCCUUCACCCAGAAAAAAACAUUUCCAGGACAGUGCCGACAGAGAGCAGGAGAGAGAGAGAGAGAGAGCGAGAGAGAAACGCCGCCUCUGCUGCGGCUCCUCAGCUCCUCAAUGAGCCGCUUCGCCAUGGAGCCACUGCCUCAGCCCGUCAAGCUAUACGUCUACGACCUGUCACGGGGGCUGGCCCGGCAGUUCAGCCCCAUGAUGCUGGGAAAGCAGCUUGACGGAAUAUGGCACACUGCAGUUGUUGUCAAUGGAGAGGAGUUCUUCUAUGGAUCCAGUGGGAUUGCAAAUUGCCAGCCAGGAGGCACUUUACUAGGGCCCCCGGACUCUGUUAUUGACCUUGGUACCACAGAAGUAACGGAGGAGAUAUUCAUGGACUAUUUAUCGUCACUUGGAGAAUCUUCUUUCAGAGGUGAGUGCUACAAACUGUUUGAGCACAACUGCAACACGUUCAGCAAUGAAGUUUCUCAGUUCCUCACUGGGAAGAAGAUUCCAUCACAUAUCAUGGACCUGCCCGCUGAGAUCCUUUCUACCCCGUUUGGCCAGCUGAUCAAACCCAUUGUGGACUCUGUGCAGAUCCACCCGGCGGGAGGGAACAUCGGAGGUCGCCACAACCAGAGCUAAUAGGGGCGAUUUGCGCCCCCACCCACACACAUCCCACCGCCACCCCCCCCCC
This is a messenger RNA of Callorhinchus milii (elephant shark), 825 nucleotides long. Its product is annotated as desumoylating isopeptidase 1. The transcript is spliced from 8 exons. The record is from RefSeq and is a predicted model, not a curated record. Bases 258 to 773 code for a protein of 171 amino acids. Gene Ontology annotation, biological process: protein modification by small protein removal. Gene Ontology annotation, molecular function: peptidase activity. Lineage: Eukaryota; Metazoa; Chordata; Chondrichthyes; Chimaeriformes; Callorhinchidae.